Molecule: messenger RNA, 1467 nt
Organism: Peronospora matthiolae
Lineage: Eukaryota; Oomycota; Peronosporomycetes; Peronosporales; Peronosporaceae
Source: the annotation of a GenBank genome assembly
AUGCAGCGACAGACGUUCUCUGAGAAAUCAAUGGCGCUUCUACAGGUUGCUCGAAGCGACCACUACUCUCGCCCCAACAUUUUACGUGAUUCGUGUCCUUCAAGAUUGCGGUCAUGUGUGCUUUUGCUAGUGCUCUGCGGCCUCUGGAUGCUCGUGAUGAUGGCCAAUUUGUUAGGCAUUAAUCAGAUUAUGGGGCGUAGCAUUAGCGUACCUGAAGGCGAUGAAGAGGUCCAUGAUAGUAGCUACAGACCACCAUCUCCUGCAAGAAGGGACUUGUUCUCGACCCACGACGAGAAGCGCAUGGAGAAGCAGCUGAUAUACACAAUCCACGAGACGGCGCAGCGGACAAUCGACAAGCGUGGUAUUGUGCUGCCAUUGUACGACGACAUUGCGACACUGGGCGUGUCUUUGAUCUUGGAGCUACGAGCGAUGGAUGUGCAUUUGCCAAUCGAAAUACCGUAUUGUGGAGAUUUAAAAGACUCGACGAUCCGCACAACCGUCAGCUUGCGGGAUGCGUCCGUGAAGGUCUUUUGUGAGAGUCUGAGCAACUGCUAUGAGUUGUUCCGAAGCUUUGACGUGAAGAUAGUGGCUGUGAUUUUAUCGCGGUUUGAAGAAGUUAUGCUGCUGGAUGCCGACACGUUGUUUUUCGAGAGCCCCGUGUCGCUUUGGGAUACGGACAAGUACCUGAGUACGGGCACGCUAUUCUUUUGUGAUCGUUUUAUUUCUGAUACAAAGCACUUGGGUAAAAUUCUCGAUGGUGGCAAAGGUGAUGUGCUGGAAAUACAUGACUUCAUGUCGCGAUUUGACGUGUCGCCUUUUAAGCCGUUGGGUUACAUCGAGCGGCCAAGGGCAACAAGCAAGAACAUGGUGCCGGUAAAGCUCAAAUUCUCACCGAGCGAGCAUUUGCUGACGAGUCAUUCGUGGAACUACCGCGCUGGCCACGAGAUGGACUCGUCGUUGGUACUAUGGAACAAGAAGCGGCAGCCACAAGCAACAGCAAUACUGGGAGCAUUCGUAGCGGUAAAUCGCAUCGGCCAACCACCUUCUUACGGGGAUAAGGAGCUGUUUUAUGCGGCCGCCGAGCUCGCUGAGACGCAGUACGCGUUUUCUGAUUUUGGAACCGGAGGCGCAGGUUGGGACUUUCGCGACUAUGGCCCCGGCAAGUCGGUGCUCUGCGGCUCCGCCACGCAUUAUUACCCCGUAAAACCGAAGGACAAAAGGCUCGCUGCUAAUGUUAGCGUGCUGUACCUCAACAGCGAUGACAUUCUGGUGUAUGAUCCCAAGAAAAAGCCCGUGUAUUAUACUCAGGCGCGGCCAUACCAGAAAUAUCCAGCUAAAUUGACGAUGCGUGGUCAGUUGUUAGAGUGUUUGUACGAUGAGACGGGUGUGCGCUUUUCUCCUGAGCAGGAGGAUCACAUGCUGCUACGUCAGCGCUUUCACGAGAUUGCUGAGGCCUGGUUGAAGUAG